Messenger RNA from Dicentrarchus labrax (European seabass), 1800 nucleotides. RefSeq names its product RNA binding motif protein X-linked (gene rbmx). Gene Ontology annotation, cellular component: spliceosomal complex. The coding region runs from base 309 to 1487 and encodes 392 amino acids. The record is from RefSeq and is a predicted model, not a curated record. Gene Ontology annotation, biological process: positive regulation of mRNA splicing, via spliceosome. Gene Ontology annotation, molecular function: RNA binding. The transcript has 9 exons. NCBI's taxonomy places the organism in Eukaryota, Metazoa, Chordata, Actinopteri, Moronidae.
GGGGAGUGGGACUGUCGUUUACAGUCGCUUUCACGAAGUCGCGGCAUUUUGGCAGAGUGCUAUGUGGUAGCUGCUAGCUGCGAGCCUGUACACUUCAUAUAGUCAUAUUAGUGUUGUGUUUUAUGUUUUUAAAGUAGCGUGUUGGUAUUUUGUAAAGCUCGGGCACCCGGCUAAAAGCGUGAAUACUUGCUCGCCAGCGUUAGCGAAGUAACUACCUAGCUAGCCACAAUCGCUGGCACGUUUAUCGCCAUUUUGCGCAUUCAACAGCCCAAGACUUUCGCCAGCAGCAAGGUGGUGGAUUUUGCAGCAUGGCGGAGGCAGACCGACCAGGGAAGCUCUUUAUCGGUGGGCUGAACACCGAGACUACCGAGAAGGCCCUGGAGCAGUACUUCAGCAAAUAUGGCAGGAUUGUCGAAGUUCUUUUGAUGAAGGACCGUGAAACAAACAAAUCAAGAGGCUUCGCUUUUGUUACUUUUGAAAGUCCAGCUGAUGCAAAGGAUGCAGCGCGUGAGAUGAAUGGAAAGUCUCUUGAUGGCAAACCUAUCAAAGUGGAGCAAGCUACAAAGCCUCAGUUUGAGAGUGCUGGCAGGCGAGGACCUCCACCCAUGCACUCACGCAGUCGCGGUCCACCCAGAGGCCCUCGUGGAUCCAGGGGAGGUAUGAGGGGUCCACCAUCCAGAGACUAUUACGAUAAUUCGGGGAGUGGAGAUACCUUCUUUAAAGGGAUUUCAUCCAGAGGCCCCCCUCCGAUGAAAAGAGGACCCCCAGUUCGUAACGGAGGUCCUCCGCCCAAAAGGUCUGCCCCAUCUGGUCCCAUGAGCAGACGUGAGUCCCCCAUGUCAAGGGACAGAGAUCCCUAUGGUCCACCCCCUCCUCGCAGAGAUUCCAUGAUGUCCAGGAGGGAUGAUUAUCCAUCACCAAGAGAUGACCAUUACAAUUCAAAAGACAGCUACUCCAGUCGGGAUUAUAAUUCUAGAGAUUCGAGGGACUAUGGACCUCCUCCCAGAGAUUAUUCAUACAGAGAAUACACCAAUUCCAGUUCCCGAGAUGAUUAUGGCUCAAUGUCAAGAGGAUACAGUGACCGCGACAGUUAUGGGGGAGGCCGGGAACCCAGAAGCUAUAUGGACCGUCCAAGCGGUGGCUCCUACAGAGAUUCCUAUGAUGGUUACGGUAACUCUCGCAGCGCCCCACCCUCACGGGGCCCCCCACCAUCCUAUGGUGGGAGCAGUGGAAGCAGUCGUUACGAUGACUAUGGCAGCAGUUCCCGGGAUGGCUAUGGCAGUCGUGACAGUUACCCCAGCAGUCGGAGUGACCAAUAUCCACCUAGCCGUGGAGAGCGAAUGGGCAGGCAGGAGAGGGGCCCAGCUCCCCCUGUCGAGAGAGGCUACCCUCCUCGUGAUUCGUACAGCAGCUCAAGUCGUGGAGGGCCACGUGGUGGCCGUGGUGGCAAUCGUCCCGAUAGAGGAAUGGCUCGCAGCAGAUACUGAACUGGACUUGGAAAUCACAUUAAAGCAAACGUUGGUCUCCGCUCACAGUUAACAAGUGUUUUGGAAAGAAAGCUGACAAGACAGACUAGCCAUGUCUAAAUCUGUGGAAUAUAAACCUUAGCUUUGAACUGUAUCUUGACUUUCCCAGUUUUUUAUGUGUAAGAAUUUUUGUUUUUUUUAGUAUUUCUCUUGCUCAUGUAACAGUACAGUUACCAAGUGAGUGUUAGUUUUUGUACAUUCAGUGCUGUUGGAAUCUGCAAUGCCCUAUAAGUCUGGCUUUCCUACUCUAAUAAAGCUUUUAGUUGUACCUUGA